AUGGAGACGCAAGAUUUGUCGCCAUCGUUAAGAGUGGCCCUAAAAACUAUUUUUUUCGAUACUGUUCAAGAAUUUUCAAUGCUUUACAAAUCAUUGUCUUGUCAAAGCGAGGCUCCUCAGGUAAAAUUUUCGGAAAAUGAACAGUCGGACGCUUUAUUAGCUGAAUUGAACCAAAUUUUCAUUGAUGCCCUCUUGAAACUCAACGACUUUCAUCAAGGAGAUUUCAUUUGUCAUUCCGAUGGAUCCUGUCGAAAGUUGAGUGAAGAUGAAAGCCAUCUUCAUGCAUUUUUAACAGAACUGGGCUCCAAAAUCAAUGUAUUCAAAACUCUUGGAAGUGAAAUUGAUCUAAGCGGCACCUUUGAGUCUCUUAAAUUAAAUUACGAGCAGAGUAAGUCUGCUAUUGAUUCUCCUAUUCAUUUAACGAAACGCAUCAUUGAUAAUGACCAGUUAAUCAAAUUUCUGCAAGAAAAGAUUGCGGCAUCCCAGGAACAUUUUGUAAAGCAGAUUGACUUAUACGAUGAACUGAUCAGAAGGUUGAAACACGAAUUACAGGAAGCCGGUCAGUUAUCAGAAAUGACGCUUCAUUAUUUGAACGCAACUUACAAAGAGAGAGCCGAUGAGCUCAGUAGAAUUAGAAAUGAGGAGACUGGAGCCCUUUCUGAAGAGACGCAGGGCUAUUUGCAGCGUCUGAAUACCGAAGAACGUGUUAUCUAUGAAGAUUCAAGUUGUAUGCUAUCCACAAUUGAUGAGCAUUCAAAUCGCCUUAAGUAUCUUCAGAGUCAAACAAAAGUUCAGGAUUUAACUAAUGAUGUUGAAAACUUGGUUACUAGCCUGGAAAAACUAAAAAUUAACUACGAAACGUUGAAAGAGAAUUUCAAAGAGUACAAUCAAGUUGUCCUCGACUAUGAUGCUGAACAGGAGAGAAUUCGGCAGAAGGAGGAAUAUGAACAGAAACUUCUGGAAGCUAUUUUUAAAGUCCAAGCUUGGUGGAGAACAAUGAUAGUAAUCCGAAAAAUCAAAGUUCCAACAGGACAUGCGCACAGGAAAAAGGCCAAAGGGAAAUCAAAGGAUAAAAAAUAA
Rodentolepis nana is the source of this 1080-nucleotide messenger RNA. NCBI's taxonomy places the organism in Eukaryota, Metazoa, Platyhelminthes, Cestoda, Cyclophyllidea, Hymenolepididae. The record is from the annotation of a GenBank genome assembly.